Rubroshorea leprosula is the source of this 1268-nucleotide messenger RNA. Lineage: Eukaryota; Viridiplantae; Streptophyta; Magnoliopsida; Malvales; Dipterocarpaceae. The record is from the annotation of a GenBank genome assembly.
ACAAGGUUUCGCUUCAAUUGUUAAAAUGUUACUAGAAAAGGAUAAAAAUGCAGCUUACAUGGCUGACAAAGAAGAAGAGAAGACAGCUCCUCAUGUUGCAGCUAGUAAACGGAAAACAAAAGUGGUAGAGGAAUUCAUGUCAACUUGCCCAGAUUGCUUCGAGCAAGUUGACAAGAAGGGAUGGAGUGUCCUUCACUUUGCUGUAAAGGCGGAUAGAAAUAGAAGGGAAAUUCUUCGAAUAAUCUUAGAUAAUGAAUGCUUCAGCAACCUUAUAAACGCAAAGGAUAACUCUGGUGAUGCGCCUCUCCAUCAUUUGGUGAAUGCUAAUAAUCCCUUGGCAGUUGGCACUGGAUCUUGUUCAUCACCCAAAAUUGAAUUGGACAAAUCAGACACGAAGAUAAAGUCAAGGAAGGAGGGGGCAUUGCUGAUCAAAAAAGAAAAAAAGGAAGGAGGGGGAAUUGAAGAUCAGGAUGCAAUGAUGAAGGAUGAAUCAGAUCAGAAAAAAAAGGACGUACACGAGAAGGCCAGAAACGGACUGGAGCCUGUUUUCAGGUACCUGAAAGAUAUCAAUUUAGUGAUAGCAAUUCUCAUAUCAACUGUUACCUUUGCGGCUGGUUUCGCCUUACCCAGUGGCUAUACAAGUGACAAUAGUCCCAAUCAAGCAGGCUAUCCAGUUCUUAUUAGAAAGCUAGCUUUCAAAGUGUUUCUUUUUUCAAACACGAUUGCCUUUGUACUCGCCAGUUCUGCUGUAUUCCUUCACCUGUCUCGGUUACUGUAUACAAAGGCGACAAUCCUUGCUUCACGGAUGUCCUUGAUGUGCAAUUCUUCUGCCAUGAUUGCAAUGGUGGUUGCAUUUGCUUCGGGAACGUCGGCAGUUUUAACCCCAUAUCCGUCCCUUGUUGCUGAUAUUUGUGUCCUUUCUGCAGUUCUUUUCGCCUGCACAUUCCCAAAUAUUUAUGAAACUCUUCGAAUGUUAUAUUUCAUUGCUCGGAUUAUGGAGAAAGCAUAUGAACACCGUAAACUUCUGUCAGAAAAUGUUGGGAGCAAGUAAGGAAUUGGUCCUGCUUAAACAGCGCGUGCUAAUCAAGAGGGAAUUCCAUUUCUACUUGCAACAUUUCCAUCCUCUAUAUUGCUUCCUAGAAGAGUCGAGAGACCAGCUGAUUAUGAAAGUGUGUUUUUUUUUUUCUUUGGUAUUGCCUUGUGCAAUUUAUUUUAGGAAAUCUACUUUCUUUUUCUUUUUCUUUUUUUAAUAAAAAGCAAAUCUACUU